This is a messenger RNA of Notodromas monacha, 1176 nucleotides long. The record is from the annotation of a GenBank genome assembly. Lineage: Eukaryota; Metazoa; Arthropoda; Ostracoda; Podocopida; Cyprididae.
AUGGAAAUGGACGGAAUGCGGCGUCCGCCGAGUCCUCUGGACAUGAAACCGGACACGGCAACCCUGGUGCUCAGCUCGGCAUCCUCAUCGACAUCCCUCCCGAUGCAGAGCCAACUCGAUUCCGCAUCUCCGGGCUUUUUUGCUCAAACCGGCAGCCUGAAUUCCCCGUCUCCGUCGUACCCGCCGAACCAUCCGUUGUCGGGUUCGAAGCAUUUGUGCGCCAUUUGCGGCGACCGGGCGAGUGGGAAGCAUUACGGUGUGUACAGUUGCGAGGGUUGCAAGGGCUUCUUUAAACGGACUGUGCGGAAGGAUUUGUCGUAUGCGUGUCGUGAGGAGCGGAGUUGCAUCAUUGAUAAGCGCCAGAGGAACCGGUGUCAGUACUGCCGGUACCAGAAGUGUCUGAAUAUGGGCAUGAAACGGGAAGCCGUGCAGGAGGAGCGACAGAGAACCCGUGAACGGGGUGGCGAGAAUGAGGUUGAAAGCACGAGUGGGAACAGCUCAUUUGACAUGCCGUUGGACCGAAUUUUGGAAGCGGAACGACGUGGCGAAAUGCGAGAGACUUAUUCGACGGACUCGGAUGAUCAUGUUUCGAACCUUUGCCAAGCAGCAGAUAAGCAGCUUGUGCAUCUCGUUGAAUGGGCCAAAGUUAUUCCGCACUUCGUGGAGCUUCCGUUGGAUGACCAAGUUUGCUUACUUCGUUGGAACGAGUUGUUGAUUGCUUCGUUUUCUCAUCGAUCGAUCGAUGUUCGAGAUGGGAUCGUUCUGGCGCCUGGACUGUUGAUUCAGCGACCGUCUGCGCACAAUGUUGGCUUGAGUGGAAUUUUUGACCGCGUUUUGUUGGAGUUGGUUGCCAAGAUGCGGGAGUUGAAGAUGGAUAAGACGGAGAUCGGAUGUUUGAGAUCCGUCAUCUUAUUCAAUUCUGAGGCGAAAGGGCUGAGAUCGAUGCAAAAGGUUGAAGCAUUGAGAGAGCAAGUCUUCAUGGCGUUGGAAGAGCAUUGCAGAUUGAAUUAUCCGAACGAACCUGGCAGAUUUGCCAAACUGCUGCUGCGACUGCCGUCCCUGAGGUCCAUUGGACUCAAGUGCCUGGAGCAUUUGUUUUUCUUCAAGCUCAUCGGAGACACUCCUAUAGACACUAUUCUUCUCGAAAUGCUGGAGGCGCCGUCCAAUGAUUGCUAA